AUGACUUUGAUAAUGAUGGAAGAAGACAACCUUGAAGUUAUCUACAGAGACUUCGGGACCAUUCAGAGCUGGGCACGUCUCCUCACGAGAUUUGCCCUGGCCAACAUAAUAAAGAUUCCUGUAGUAAUCAAUAAAGAGUGGUCAGAUGACUUUGACAGUGAUUAUGAAAAUCCAGAUGAACCCUCUAAUUCAGAGACAUAUGUGGUACCUGGGGAAGAAACAGCAGAUGACAGCUAUGAACCACCUCUUACAGAAAAAGAGAAAAGGAAGCUCCCCACUGCACUUCCAUUUUCCAAAGGAGAAUAUGCAGAUAAUCGAUCACACCAGAGACAUUCUCCACCUUUCAGCAAGACACUUCCAGAUAAGGUUGAUUAUGUGGUUCCUGUUGAGGAUGAAGAUGAAAAUUACAUCCAUCCUACAGAAAGCAAUUCUCCCUCAUCUGAGUAUGCUCCCAAAGUGAACAGAUCCGUCAAACUUUCUAGUUCUGCAUCACCAAACCCUCUCUCACGUGUACUUGCUUUGGCUCCAGAAAUGUAUGAAAUUCCUGUAAGUGAGACAUCAUCAUUUCCCCCAUAUUAAAAACC
This is a messenger RNA of Monodelphis domestica (gray short-tailed opossum), 584 nucleotides long. The record is from RefSeq and is a predicted model, not a curated record. NCBI's taxonomy places the organism in Eukaryota, Metazoa, Chordata, Mammalia, Didelphimorphia, Didelphidae.